Molecule: messenger RNA, 5158 nt
Organism: Etheostoma cragini (Arkansas darter)
Lineage: Eukaryota; Metazoa; Chordata; Actinopteri; Perciformes; Percidae
Gene: xkr6a
Product: XK-related protein 6
Exons: 4
Coding region: 683-2386 (567 amino acids)
Biological process (GO): engulfment of apoptotic cell; phosphatidylserine exposure on apoptotic cell surface; apoptotic process involved in development
Cellular component (GO): plasma membrane
Source: RefSeq, a predicted model, not a curated record
UUUAUUUGAAUGCGCGUGCACGUGCGCAUGCCAGCGUGCAGAUGUGAAUUCGGCGUUGAGGUUGUUAUCCGGUAGAGGGCGGAGUAAGAGUAUAAGAGAGAAAGUGAAGAGCGGGGAAGCUGGAGCUGCAGAGGGCUGGAGCUGCGGACAGGAGCGGAUCUAGGCUGCAGCGGAUGCCGGGUACCUGCACCCUGAGUUCGGUCGGCAUGAAAGGCACGAGUUGGGGGUCCUCCGGUUGGCUUGUAUUAGCACGAGUCGCGGUUUGAGAGACUAGUCUGGUGUCCGGUGCGCGUCCACACACACACAGACAUCCACACUCUACGUCUUAAGAAUAGCGGGAGAUGCAUUACGUCAUAGCCUCCCGUUGCCCUAGAUGACCGCGCGCGGGACGGGAUGAUGCAGGGCUGCUGGACUAGAACAGGAAAGGAUUCCGCUGCUGCUCGCCAGUGCCCGGUGGCUGUGUCUCUGCUGGACGAGGAAGUAGGGGAGCCGCCGUCGCGCGGCCGCCGGUGCUGAUGGCUCCUCUCGCCGUAAGCGGGAAAGAGACACAGCAGUCGCCGCGGCGCAAGAGGGAAGGGGACAGCAGGUAUCUGGGAAGUGACGUGGUAUCCGCGCCCCACGAGAAAGCACAACGGUGCGGUUGUCGUGCAUUUCGCAGGAGGGCAGGAGCGGGAAGGGGAACAUGGCCGCGCAGUCGGACGGCGGCAAAGCCGGUGUGGGGUACAGCGGCGGUUUCGCCCAGCUGUACGAUGUUGACGGCGAGGAGCCGAUGGACUCUGCCGCGAUCCACAUCUGUCAGUGCUGCCGCACCUCCGCUUGCUACUGGGGCUGCCGCUCAGCCUGCCUCGGCUCCCUGCUCGGCGGGGGCCAGCCUAUCGGAGGGGUCGGCAUCCGGGAGACUCACCUCCCGCCCCGGGAGCAGCUGUGGCUGGACUGCCUCUGGAUCAUCCUCGCCCUCCUCGUCUUCUUCUGGGACGUUGGCACGGACCUGUGCCUGGCGAUGGACUACUAUCAGAGACAGGACUACCUCUGGUUCGGCCUCACUCUCUUCUUCGUGCUGGUGCCGUCUGUGCUGGUCCAGAUUCUGAGUUUCCGCUGGUUCGUGCAGGACUACACCGGUGGGGGGCUCGGAGAGGUGGAGGGGCUGACCAAGCGGGGCGCGGUGGCUCUGGGAUGCCUUUAUCCCGGCAGGGACCGCCUGCAGCUGGCCACCAUCUGGCUGUGGCAGGCCACCAUACACAUCCUCCAGCUGGGACAAGUGUGGAGGUACAUCAGGACUCUGUACCUGGGCAUCAUGUCGCGUCGGCAGAAGGAGCACCAGCGCCGCUGGUACUGGGCCAUGAUGUUUGAGUACGCAGACGUCAACAUGCUGCGGCUGCUGGAGACUUUCCUGGAGUCUGCACCUCAGCUGGUCCUGCAGCUCUGCAUCAUGAUCCAGGAGAACCGAGCCGAGACGCUGCAGUGCAUCUCCUCCCUGGGGUCCCUCCUGUCUCUGGCCUGGGUUCUGGCCUCCUACCACAAACUCCUGCGAGAUUCUCGUGACGACCAGCGUAGCAUGAGCUAUCGCGGGGCGCUGCUGCACCUCUUCUGGCGCCUCUUCACCAUCUCGUCCCGCGUCCUCUCGCUUGCCCUCUUUGCCUCCCUCUUCCACAUCUACUUUGGCAUCUUUGUAGUAGUUCACUGGUGUGCCAUGGCCUUCUGGGUGGUGCACGGAGGCACAGACUUCUGUAUGUCCAAGUGGGAGGAGGUGCUCUUCAACAUGGUAGUUGGCAUUGUCUACAUCUUCUGCUGGUUUAAUGUGAAGGAGGGCCGGACGCGGUACAGAAUGGUGACGUACUACAUCGUGGUGUUGGCCGAGAACACCAUCCUCACUGGACUGUGGUACGCCUACAGGGAUCCAGUGUUGACCGACUCCUACGCUGUCCCAGCGCUGUGCGGCGUCUACCUGACGUUCAUCGGCGGCGUCCUGAUCAUGCUGUUGUACUACGGCUUCCUCCACCCUGCCAGCGCCCACCUCCAGCCGAGCCCAGCCUCGUCCUGCUGCGCCCAGCUGCUCUGGGGUCUCCCCCUCCCCCCGUCAGCCCCGCCCACCGCCCCACCCACCCCCGCCCACAUGGCCAAGUCGCAGACGGAAGAGGAUGUGGCCGAGACGUGUCUUCCCGUCUUCCAGGUGAGAUCGGCCCCCAUCACCUCCAAGCCAGAGGGCCCACUGAUAAAAAUCGACAUGCCCAGGAAGCGUUAUCCAGCAUGGGACGCCCACUACGUAGACAGGCGCCUGCGGAGGACUAUAAACAUCCUGCAGUACAUAACGCCGGCCGCAGUGGGCAUCCGCUACCGUGAUGGACCCCUACUGUAUGAACUGUUGCAGUAUGAGUCCUCACUCUGACACACACACACACACACACCAACAUCAAUGCAACUAAGCACAUACGCACCGUAAUAAAGUCAUGUAUGAAUACAUGUCUUUUUUACAUGGAUGUUCAGAUUAAGAGAAGAUUUAGAAACACAUUCGCACACCAUACAAUGUCGCACUUGAUGUAAGCACACAGACUUAAAAGCAAUCUGUCACACUUUAAUGCGUGCACACACACACACACUCACACCCACACCCACACACAUUCCUUGCGGGCACCUGUGAGUCCCAUGGCCAUGACUCAACAAGCUGCUUCAGCGCGAGUCCAUCUCUUUCUCUCCUCUAGCUUUCCAACUCCUCUGAUCACUCGUCAUCUGCUCUCAUUGAUUAAAUAUCACACGUUUGCUCUCCGUUGUGAAGAAAAAAACUAAAUAUUGAAAAAUGAGCGCAGUUUUACUUCGGAGUCUUUGACCACCGCAUGCCGUUUAUGUUGCGUCGCUCACACUUUCACGGGUUUCAGUAGAAUAAAAAGAAGUGACACAAAGAAAGAACAAACGUCACUUUUAAUAAAAGGAGUUCGUGAACGUGUUGUCGUUAGUCUUGUCCAAAGGUAGUGUAUAUAUUUUCUAUGUACAGAAAGGAUGUUUUUUAUGUACCGUUGCGUUGUUGUCGACUGGGGACAAAGCAGUUGGACACAUCGGUUUUGGGGGUUGGUCGACAAGGUUACCAGGGAGAGUAGCAGAGCCUGAUGGGAAAGAUGGAGACACAGAGGAUAUGGCAUUUAAUUAAUUUAACUUAAAGUUUGCGCUACAGGAAUAGUUUUACAUUUUUGGGAAUACAAAACUUUGUAUUCUUGCCAGAGUUAGAUGAGAAGAUCUUUCUCUCUCUACACUAAGUAUGGAGCUAGAGCCAGGAGCAGAUUAGCUUAGCUAAGAUGCUAGCCUCUCUACGUUCAAAGUUAAAGAAAGGAGAGACUGGUAUCAAUCUUCUCAUCUAACUCUCAGCCAGAAAGCCAAUAAGCAUAUUUCAAACUAUUUUUCCAAGCAUGCCAACAAUUAAGCAUACACUGUGUUAGGUGUCAGCUGCAACAUUAAGUCUGAAAGUGAGAACAUGAGAAGGUGUAACAGCUCAAAAUAAGACCCAAUAGCUCCGGAAUGGCUGCCAAUAUACGACUAAAAGAUUACUGUGCCAAAAUGACUAUGCAUUGGAAGAAUUAGUUUCCUGUUUGCUGAAAUAUACUCCAAAACAAAACUAGCAUCAGUUAUACAUUACAAAUCUACAGGCCGUAUGCUAAAAAGAAAUGUCGUAGUCCCUUUCUCUCACUCAACACCUUGUAUGCUUAGCUGUUAGCAUGAAGCUAGAAGUGAAGAUUUACUGAGGACAGGUGGAGGAUUUUAAUGCUACAGUUCUUAAUGCUAAACAUGUAUACUAGUCAAUGUGCCAUUAUCUUUCCAUCUCCAAAAUAGUGAAGUCUAAGAGAAGAAUCCAAAACACAGUGGCACCAUCAUCUUCUAGAUAAAGGCCCAUGUUAGUGGAAUAAGUGUCUGCUGUAUGGUUAUAUCAUAAAUAUCAGCGAACACAGGAAGGUUAGUAAUGUGUAUGCCAUUUAGGGUUCCAACAGUUCAUCUCCAUCAUGUUCUCUUAUGCUGAGGGUUAGAUUAUCUUUAAUCAUUCCGUCGGAUUUGCCUUGAUAGGCAAUGACAUAAAUGAAAAACUGAAAGAGCCAAUGCAUUUUGCAAUCAUUUUUAUCUCAGUCUACUGCUACAUUUUCCUGUGAGUGAUUUCUAAAUCAUGUUGAUCCCACACUAACAGGGUGCUGCCACUGAAGCUGAUAUAAAACAGUUUUGGACUUUAAUCGUCACAACCCUCUCGAUAACUUGACUCUUCUUGUAACAAGUCCCGAACCGACUCCUCCAAAUCCACCCACGGCUGAGCUGUGAUGUAUGGCUCAUUAUUUAUUUAUUUUGGGUUUGUUUAUCCCUUUAAACCAAGCUGUUAAAUUGGCAGGCGACAACAAAUUAGGCGAGAUAUCAGUCAUGGGCCUGUCGACAGGAACAUUGCUCCUGAAAUCACACGCCAUCAGGGGGCCACCUAACACCGUGUUGCGAGUGUUUGCGAGGUAGUGAAAGUGUUUUUGCCGUCCAACCUUUUCUCCGGUCCCAUGUCAACGAUGCAGCAGGCAAAAACCCAGCCAUUAGACAUUUCUGAUGGUGCAGUUACAAAUGACAAACACAAACACACACAUGCUUCUUAUUAUAGCUGCUGUCCAAGGGGAUCGAGCAGGUGACCGAGAAAGAUAUUGCAUGUGUUAAAAAGGGGUACGUCAACAUUUUGGGGGGCAAUUUUGGUCUCUGAUUUUUUUCUCAUUGAAACAAAGGUUGAAAGCAAGCUUGUUUUCAAUGAGUACAAUUGGCCAUCAAAUGAGCAGAUCCAUCAGCGCUUGAAAGCAAAUGGCAAGAAACAACAAAGCAACUUUGAUGGUCUGCUGGGAAUGAAUGGAAAAGGACCAGUAUAUAAACUGAAAGGCUGAUGAGGGAAGUGGAACAGGUGUGUAGAUGGUUGAGGCAGUCAGGGGAUGGGGAAAGGAGGGAUGAAGAGGCCUGAGAGUUGUUUUCUAUCAUUAUCAAUAUAUUGAAUCCUUUUAUAGACCAUUGGUUGUCGUUUUAGCUUGUGAUCCCCUAAAAGAGUACUACACCAAAUUAGCUUUACAUUCUUUUAACAUUGUCGGACUCACAAUAGACAGUUAAAAAACUAAAAUCUAAAUCGAUGCAGCAAAACCAGACGUAUUGUCUAUUUUUAUUCCUU